CACGUGAUGCUGAGCCCUGCAUAACCAGAGGGGUGUCGAUAUCGCCUGCAGGUCCUCAAGUGGGUCCAACAUCCAUCCAGACAGACCACGCAACAGCUGUCAUAAGCGCAGCGCAGCUUCAGGGUCGAGACACCUUGACGACUUGCUCGAUACCUCGACCACAACCCAUGUCGCUUUAACCCACACCCAAUCACUCGCCGCGCGCGUAUUAGAAAGACGAACACAAGAUGUCAAGAUCAGGCUACGACGCCGUCGUCGACGUCGACGAUGAAGGCGACCUCGGCCACACCGACCUGCAAGAAGACCUCGAAUUCCACAACUCCAACUUCUCCGAGUCCAGCCCAGCCCUCGGCACCGGCUCGGCGCGCGGCGGUGGCGGCGGCGGGCACAAGUCGCCGUCGCUGCCGCUGCCCGCGACGGCCAACACGUCGUCGUCGUCCUCCUCCCAGCCCGGCGGCAAGCGCUUCCUGUGGACCAUGUCCUUCUACGCGCAGUUCUUCGACGUCGACACCUCGUCCGUGCUGCACCGCUGCUGGGCGGCGCUGUACCCGCGCGCCAACUUCCUGGACGUGUUGGACGGGAACCCGGACCUGUACGGGCCGUUCUGGAUCGCGACGACCGUGGUGUUGAUUCUGUUCCUGGGCGGGACGAUCAGCGAUUACUCGGCGAGGGAGGGCAGGGGCGAGUUUGCGUAUGACUUUGGGUUGUUGAGUGGUGCUGCCGGGUUGAUAUACGGCUACACGUUCGUCAUCCCCGUCAUCCUGUACCUCGCGCUGCGGUACUUUGGGUCCGAGAGCGCCAACCUGCUCGAGUGCUGGGCGCUAUACGGGUACUCGAACCUGACCUGGAUUCCCGUGGCGCUGAUCAGCUGGUCACCAAUUGCGAUCCUGAACUGGGUGUUUGUCGGCGUCGGGUUCGGCGUGUCGGUGGCAUUCCUGCUCCGGAACUUGUACCCCGUGCUGAGCGCGACCGACCGCCAGACCAGCAAGGUGCUGCUGAUUCUGGUCGUAGCGCUGCACUUCGGGCUGGCAAUUGCUAUCAAGGUGCUGUUCUUUGCGCAUGGUAGCCCGGCGCUGAAAGACGGUGGUGACGGUGGUGAGAAGACGGAUCCGGCGCCGGAGAGGAUGUUUUAGAUUGAGGUGGUUGGAGGGGGGGACGAGGGGGUGGGUUUAU
Chaetomium fimeti is the source of this 1173-nucleotide messenger RNA. RefSeq lists its product as uncharacterized. Gene Ontology annotation, biological process: vesicle-mediated transport. The transcript has 3 exons. Gene Ontology annotation, cellular component: Golgi apparatus; membrane. NCBI's taxonomy places the organism in Eukaryota, Fungi, Ascomycota, Sordariomycetes, Sordariales, Chaetomiaceae. The record is from RefSeq and is a predicted model, not a curated record. The coding region runs from base 228 to 1133 and encodes 301 amino acids. Gene Ontology annotation, molecular function: small GTPase binding.